GGCGGUUUCCCGGAUGUUGUGGAAAACUAAGGCCUGAUUCUUCUACUACACACGUGUAAAACAUCUCUGCGCUUUUAGGAGGCUGAAAGUGUGUCUGGAUGAACAGAAGUCAUGUUUGGCUCAUCGAGAUCUGGAGGGGUGAGAGGGGGUCAGGACCAGUUCAACUGGGACGAUGUGAAAGUGGAUAAACACAGAGAGAACUAUUUGGGGAAUUCCGUCAUGGCACCGGUUGGCCGGUGGCAGAAAGGGAAGGAUUUGUCAUGGUACGCCAAAGAUAAGAAGGGCGGCGCAUCUCUGUCUAAAGAGCAGGAGAUGGCAGCGGUACGGGAGGCAGAGCACGAGGCCAUGUUAGCAGCACUGGGUCAUAAAACAAUCAAGAGACAACCAACUGGUCUUACCAAAGAGGAUCUUGCAGAUGUGUGCCGGAGGGAAGGGGAGGCGGAUGAACGGGACGUGGACAGGGUCUCUGGGCUCGGAAGCUCUAGGGCUGGACCGAGAGGAAUGGUGCUUUCCAAGCAAGAAAAAGAAGCAGUAAAAAUGGGGUUGCCAGUUUUCACGCAUCACAAAGCUGAUAGACCACAAGAAGCCAGUAAGAAUCCUGAGGAGGCCAACAAACCUGAUAAAGAGGAUAAAAGAUCUGACAGAAAAAAGAAGAGUAAAAAGGAGAAGAAAAGUAAGAAGGAGAAAAAGAAGAAGAAAGAGAAAACGAAACACAGAAGCAGAAGUGACUCUUCAGAUUCAGACUCCGAAAGCUACAGUAAAAGGCGUAGAAAAGAUCCCCGGGACCACCAUGAUCCUAAUCCAUCAAGGAGCAGUCAGAGUGGAGCCGGAGCCCGUGACAGCCAUUCAGGAGGGGGGCCAAGGGCCGAGCACAGGACCCUGACCCCCCCUCACCAGCACCGCCGCCGCCGGCACGACACGGACUCGUCCUCUGACGGACACCGCGCUGGUCGAGGCUCCCCGGCACAAAGCUACCGGCGGCGCCAUGAUAGCAGUUCAGACGACUGAUGCCCCGCUAUUGCCCCUUUAUCCACACCUUCUCACCCUGAGAAUGAAUCCGAUUGGCCCCUUUGUCAAACUCUGGACAACUUAGGCCACAAGACAGCAUAUCCAAUCUCAGGAAAUCUGUCCAAAACAUGUCUUGGGUCACAUUUCAUCAAAUUUUGGUUCAAGAAAAUGCAGCUUGUUUUAGGCUAUUAAAAUUGACCAUUAAAAUUUUUGACAUUUUCCCCCAAAAUAUUAAAGUAAAAAUGAUUAAUACACUAUUUGUUGUACUGAAUUAGAUUUCAAUUCUGAUUGAAAAAAAUUUGGAAUGACAAAAACUCAAAGUAAUGUAUUACAAUUAAAAUUGUGGGGUAAAAUUACAAUUAAAAUCAUGAAAAUAAAAUCAAUGCAAAAAAUGUUAAUAGUCCUAAAUAUAGGCUUUGAAAUCUUUUUUUUAAAUUUUUUUUAUUUUGAGGUGAAAUGUAACCUGGACGUGUUUUGAUCUUUAAUGCAUAAAGAGAGAACACCGCAGACAUGAUCAUUUUUUAUUCUUGUAUGUGCUUAAUGAAAUAAACCAUGUUUUUAUGACAAGUCGUCGUCGAAUUAUCAAUGCACCUCAAACUUUUUUGAAAAAAAGUUUUUGAAAACGAUACCAUUAUCAUCGGUGUAAAGUAAACUAUAAAAACGUGAAUUUGUGAAAGCGGUGAUGUCAUGUGCAUAUUACAUGUUUGUGUAGUUUCUUUACAGAGUGACAUCGCCACCUACUGGCUCGGCAUGCAUAAUACUGCGUUUUUAGUCGUUUUCGCAGAUCUGUGUAAACGGGGAUCAUUUUGAUGAAGUUGUCGUCUGUAUGCAAAAAA
This is a messenger RNA of Sinocyclocheilus rhinocerous, 1844 nucleotides long. It is a transcript of the gene cunh1orf35, whose product is annotated as chromosome unknown C1orf35 homolog. Bases 112 to 1008 code for a protein of 298 amino acids. NCBI's taxonomy places the organism in Eukaryota, Metazoa, Chordata, Actinopteri, Cypriniformes, Cyprinidae. The record is from RefSeq and is a predicted model, not a curated record. The transcript has 8 exons.